GGAAGGAAAGUGUGAGAGAGAGAGAGAGAGCGAGAGAGCGCACAAGAGAGGGAGCGAGUGAAAGAACCAAGCAUAGAUCUCUCUGCCGUUACUGCUGAACACACACACGCGUGCUCGUUCUCACACACACUCACACUCACGCUGGAUAGUGGCUGCGUGGCUGCCGGCUCUUUUGUGUGAGCACGAUUGUUCCCGGUCCAGUCUGACCCCCUGUCACCCCUCGAGAGUGUGUGUGUGUGUGUGUGUGUGUGUGUGUGUGUGUGUAUGUGUGUGUGUGUGUGUGUGUAUGCUUGUGUCUAUGUCUGUGGUGUGUGUGAAAGUCCUGAAACGCGGUGGUCACACGUGGGGGUAUUUGUCCGAGCGCGGGGACAUCUGAGGAAGAGGACGGCGGAGGAAGACGCGUCUGUCCCAGCACAGUCGCGAAGCGCUGGACAUGCACAUCAGCUCCUCGGCAACGGGUCUUGGUCUGACAUAGCCUUGGCCAAUCACAGCCCGCGUGGGAGGCAGCGGGUCUCGGGCUGACAUAGCCUCGGCCAAUCACAGCCUGCGUGGGGGUGGCGGUGUGCACAAUGGCAGCCAUGCCAUUCGUCAGCGAGGGGAAGUGCGUAAGCGUGGAGUGGGACUUCCUACAAGGACUCCUCGCCAAACCACCCACCCUACCCUGCUUACAGAACUUGCGGAAGGAGAAGUCUCGAAAUGCGGCGCGCUCUCGCCGUGGGAAAGAGAACUUUGAGUUCUUCGAGCUGGCAAAGAUGCUUCCACUCCCUGGAGCCAUCACCAGCCAGCUGGACAAGGCCUCGGUCAUCCGCCUCACCAUCAGCUAUCUGCACAUGAGACACUUCGCCAGCCAAGGAGACCCGCCGUGGAGCCCCCUGCUGGAAGAAGAGAAUAACUGCAACAAAGUGAGAAGAACCAGUCGUUCACUGGCCACUGAUAUCUUUGAGCAGCACCUCGGUGCACAUCUGCUACAGUCUCUGGAUGGCUUCGUGUUUGUGGUCAGUCAAGAAGGCAGAUUCCUGUACAUCUCUGAGACAGUAUCCAUCUACCUGGGCCUCUCACAGGUGGAGCUAACUGGCAGUAGUGUGUUUGACUACAUCCAUCCAGCAGACCAUGUGGAGAUGGCAGAGCGACUGGGUAUUAAGCCACACCUCCGUGCAGAGGCGGGCUGUCAGACCCUCCCUGAGAGUGCCUCAAGCUCCGCCUCCACCUCCUCUCUGGCUGGCACACCUGAACCAGCUCCCUCGAGUCCUCUCUCUCCUGGGGACGAGCUGGUUGAACGUGGUUUCUUUAUCCGUAUGAAAUCCACCCUCACUAAGCGUGGCCUCCAUGUCAAAUCCUCCGGUUAUAAGGUAAUCCAUGUAACUGGACGAAUCCGCUGUCGGCCCGCCCUGGUUCCAGGCUCCUCCCGCUCGCUCCAUCGGCCAAUGGGAUUGGUCGCCCUCGCUCACACGCUCCCACCCUCCACUCUUAAUGAGGUGCGGAUGGAGAGUCACAUGUUCGUGUUUCGGGUCAACAUGGACCUCCAGGUCACCUACUGUGAGAACAGGAUCUCGGAGUACAUGGAUCUGAGCCCGGCAGAGGUGGUGGGACACACGUGCUACCGUUUCAUCCACGCGGAAGAUUUAGACACCAUCAGACAGAGCCAUGAAGACUUGCUAAGAAAGGGGCAGGUGGUGACCGGGUACUACCGCUGGCUUCAGAGACGCGGCGGGUACCUGUGGGUCCAGUCCUGUGCCACCGUGUCCAUCAACCAUAAAGCACCGCAUGAACGCAACGUCAUCUGGGUCAACUACAUCCUCAGUCGGACAGAAAUGCCAGACACACCACUGGACUUACUACAACUCCCAGAAACCCUUCGAGCUGAGCGUCUACGGGCUAACUCCUCUCCUCAUGACAUCUCCCCAAAAGCACAAGGACCUGCUGUCUCCCAGUCAGGAAAGGGAGGCAGAGUCACGUCUGAGCCCGAGCGCAAAGGGAGAGAACGAUACCCACACCCUGCUGUCAACCAAUCAGAUGACAGGAGGAAGAGGCCUCACCGCUCCAGCCCAGUAAAUGGUCCCCCAGAAACAAGGAGGCGAGUGGAAGUGUUCCAGAACAGAGCGGGCAGCCCGUCAGGCUCAUCUGAGCUAGCCAGUGAGAGCGAGGUAGACGAGGAGGAGGAAGAGGAGAAGGGCAGUGAGUGGGACCGCGACGGCAACGGCGCACGGGUGAAGCGCGAGGAAGGCGCCGCCGAGCAGCCCAGCAGGGGGGGAGGCCUGGGGAGAGUCCACAACGGCCGGGCCGUGAUCCAGCACCUGAAGAGCGUGGCCCCCAGCUCCAACGUUAAGACCGAGCAGGAGCUGCGUUCGGCCCCUGGGGCCCGAUGGGGCCACACCACCCCAGGAGGCGUAAACGGCAGCAGCUCCCCUUCUCAAGCUCCAGACUCCGCCGGUACUGAAACCCCAGGCAAGGGUCUCUUUGGCCCCUCGUCUCCCACCCUGUCCCCGCCUGUCUCAGCCUCAUCCCUGCCCAGGGAAGAGCGACCCCUUCAUGGGGGCCGGGGCCCAGACUAUGAGCUCCUCCAGAGACUAGCUGCAGGCGGGGCCGCCGGGCGUGUCCUGUUCCACCCGCUUGCCCUUGGCCCCCAGGCCCCCCAGAGCCUUUAUGCCCCCAGCACCAUCCGCUACGCCCCACCCGAACUGCCCUCCGGCCAUGGCGAGGGGCACCGCGGGGACCACGCACCCAAGUCGCCCGCUUUCUUCCCGCACCUGCAGAGGAUCGCGGGGCUGCCUCCGUUCAGCGGCUUCUCCCCAUCUGAGCACCCCUUCCCCCCCUCCCUGUCCUUCUGCAUGAACGGCUUGAGGGGGGCAACUGGGACAGAGGAGGACUAAAGAGACCCAAAUACAGAUACGGAACGAGGGAGAGAGAGAGAGAGAGAGAGCAUGUGAGAGAGUGAGCAAAAGAGAGAGUGCGUGAGAAAGAGAGAUUGAGAGAGAGAAAGAAAUCCAGACUAUCCAGUGAGAGAUGAAAGAGGCACAGGUUUGUCAUAGUCUUCCCAGCAUGCUCUCUUGCUAACUCAUGUGUACGAAGGUCUUCCUCUCUCUGAACACGCAGGAAAAGCCAUAAUGUAGAAACGGAGAUCGCCAUGCCACCGCACACCACAUAGCAGGCAGAACUCCAGAAGGGAACGCUCACAUGAACGAGGCAAAAAGGGACGUUGACAUGCAGAGACGUACCGGGACCACGGUCACGCCUCAGACGUUUGUGCACUGAUUGGCUGAAACAGGAAAGCACAGUCUCUUCGCGGAACGCUACUGGCUAAGCCCGUUUCACAGGUUUACAUCCUGUCAAAACAUGGUAUUAUUUUUUAUUUUGUACAAAAAUACAUACAAUACUAGUGUCUUACUCUCAUGUCUUUGAGCUUGCAAAAAAAAAAAAAAAGAAGAAGAAUUCUUUGAGUGAUCUGUUUAAAAAUUGCAGCCAUAUUUAAGACAUUUGGGAUAUAAAGACCGCAUAAAUGCAAGGCGUCGAAGCCCUAUACAUGUCGAGAACUAAUUAAUGUCACAAACUAACUUUCUUAUUGAUGUUUGUUGGGUUGUUGGAGGGUGGGGUGGGGUUGGGUGUGUUUUCAUCAGUCAUUACGUCCAAGCACUUAAGGCUUUUAAACACAAAGCACUUCAUCAUGACCACAUAUUCUGUUUUUCUCUGCUGUAUAAAAAUUAUUUAAGAAAAACUCUGGAAUGUCGGUGGUCAUAAAAAACAAACAAAAAACAAACGUUUAAGGCCAAACUAUAAAAUCCGGGAGCAAAUGUUGAUGUAAGAUGAACCCUGUGACGGAGCGGGAAUGUAGCCAUUAGAACAACGUCGUUUAGAGGUGGGCAGAGCUGUGGUCCACGUGGCUGUAGGCGUUUGCACUCAUAUGGUCUUUACACGGUUUCACAGUUCAGUUCAGCCUGGGAUGUCCAGUGUUUCAAAUCAGCAACAAAGGCGCCCAAAUCUCUUUUACUGUGUCAAUCAAAAGAAUCGGACAUACUUAGCAAAGCACUGAGGCAUUCAUUUUGAGAUAUUUAUCACUGUUAAAAAGAUUGAUCAGAGUUUGUUGUAGCUGUGAGACUACCUAGCUAGGAUGGCGUGUUUCGGGGUUUGUUAGAGAGGCAGACUGCUUAGCUGCAGGGCUUUCUGAACACGACACGCCAGGGCACUGCAACCAAGCACACGUUCGCUUCUGAAGCACCAACCUCCACUCACCAGAUGCUCUUGUGAAUAUCCAGGUGUCUGUUGUAAAGACUUUGAUUCAGUUAACAUUUACAGUGAGGCCUGUUUAAAAGCCUUAUGUUGGAUAAAAUCAAAGUACAAAAGAUAUUCCAGAAAAAGCCCGAUAUGGCAGUCUGAUAUUGCAGAAACGGAUAUGUAAUGCCCGAUAUGGCAGUCGGAUAUUCCGGAAACAGCCCGAUAUGGCAGUCUGAUAUUGCAGAGACAGCCCGAUAUGGCAGUCUGCAGAUUCUUUGAAAACAAAAUGAUGUAUCCAUGCCAAAAAAAAGCAUUUUUAAAACCCAAGUGGUCACAGAUUUUCACUUUGACUAAAGGACAAGCCUUUUGUGUCUUACUUCUUAGUGCACAUGUAAGUUGGUUUUGGUUUUUUUUGUUUGUUUUUUUUGUGUGUGUGUGUGUGUGUGUGUGUGUGUGUGUGUGUGCGCGCGCAGGGCGGGAUGGGCGGUGGGGGUUCAUACACGUGUGUAAUAUAAUUCACGAGCUCAUGAUGUGGUCUCUUAACUUCCGCCAUCACUGUGAUCUAAUCUUUUUAUGUUAAAAUAUUUGUGAAAAUACAAUGACAUCAACAUUAAAGGAAAAUCUGUAAAAAAAAAUAAAAUAAAUAAAUAAAAAUAUUAUAACGACAA
Molecule: messenger RNA, 4877 nt
Organism: Electrophorus electricus (electric eel)
Lineage: Eukaryota; Metazoa; Chordata; Actinopteri; Gymnotiformes; Gymnotidae
Source: RefSeq, a predicted model, not a curated record